UUCCUAGCCAUGUUGUUACCUCGUGCCCAUGCUUCACUCGCAAGCCACAGCUCCCACAAGAGAACAAUGCCAACGGGCCUGCUCUCGACGCCAUGCAUUGCAAAGAAGCUCUGCUUUGCGCGUCGCCAUCAUGCUCGCUUUCGCCCCUCCAACAAAAAUGUCCCCAUGCUGCCCGCUCCUCCUAUUAUUUCCAGCAAUGCCGACCGCCGGCCUGAGUCGCGAGGCUCUCCCCGUGCUGCUGCUGAUGCUCGCCGCGGCCGUUGUCGCGCUCGCGUGGCCGUGCGGCGCGCUGCAGCUGCAGGACGCCGCCCUCAUCGACGACGUCAUCAUGGAGGCCGCGGAGGAGUGCUACAACGGGAAGCACCGGCGGACGGGCGUCACGUACCCGCUCUCGCUCCCGGCCAGCCUGUCCGCCGUCGACGGCAGCGUGUCGCGGUUCCGCUCCGGCAGCCUCAGCCGGCACGGCGUCCGUCUCUUCGGCGAGUUCUCCGUGCCCCCGGGGCUCGUCGUGCCCGGCCGUGCUGCCGGCGCGCACCUCCUCGCCGUCCGCGUCAAUAUGGGCAACCUCUCGGCCGUCUACGACGAGCACGCGGCGAGAGGCGGCGGCUACCGCAUCGCGUCGCCGGUGCUCGGGCUCAUGUUCUACGGCCUGGACCCGCGCGACGGCACGGCGCCGCUCCAGGUCCGCGUCACGGGCGCGGCCAUCCGCGUCAACUUCUCCAUGGCGGUCCCGGCGCUCCAGCCAGGGGCCGUGCCGCUCUGCAUGGCGGUGUGGCUCAACGGCAGCGUCGCCGUGACGGACGUGCAGGCCGGGACCAACACCUGCCACCUGAGGGACCAAGGCCACGUCGCGCUCGUCCUGGGCGGCGUAGGCGACGGCGACGCGGUGGCGGAGGACGGGGAGGUGAGCAAGUGGAAGCUGGCGUUGUUCGGCGCGGCGCUGGGCGCGGGCGGCACGGUGCUGCUGGGGCUCGUCCUCGUCGCGAUGCUGAGCGUCCAGCGGCGCAAAUCGGAGAUGGCGGAGAUGGAGCGGCGGGCGUACGAGGAGGAGGCGCUGCGCGUGGCCAUGGUCGGCCACGUCCGUGCGCCGUCAGCGUGCGGGUCGCGCACCACGCCGGACGAGCUGGAGAACGAGUACCGUGCCACCUUGUGACACAAACAAGUGCACAUUUGGAACAAAGGAAUAGUAGCAUUUGAAUUUUUAUCCUACAAUAUUCUUUAUGUACUAUGUUAUAAUACUUUAUUUAUUACGAAAAAUAAUCGAUGUAAACUGUGAAGUAGCUGUAACUUGAUCCAGAGAUGCAUGAUUACCA
Triticum urartu is the source of this 1313-nucleotide messenger RNA. RefSeq lists its product as uncharacterized. The record is from RefSeq and is a predicted model, not a curated record. Gene Ontology annotation, cellular component: membrane. Lineage: Eukaryota; Viridiplantae; Streptophyta; Magnoliopsida; Poales; Poaceae.